GUGAGUAACACCUACGUUUUGGCCCCAGGUCACUUUGGAAGGAUUUGAUUGAAUGGGCCUGUAGCUGACACUGGGCCUAACCCUAUAGCUAUAAAACACACUUUUACUUGUUUUAUUAUUACGCAGAAACGCCCAUUAAAGGAAAACCACCAUUUGGGAUAUUUGGAUGUUUUUCAUUUUCAACACAUGACCUGAGGGAAAGCUGCCGAGCCAGGGGCGGUUCUCCCUCGCCCAGAUUCGGUGGCGGCAGGUGAGCAGCUUGUGGACACACGGCAGCCUUCAGAGGCGCUGACUGCGGGGCGUAAGUAGCUCUCCAGGGUGCUGAAGACGCAGCGCCCGCAGCCCUGCCCGUCACUUCCAGCCCCUGUAAUCCCAACACCAUGACUCCGCUGCUGCUGCUGCGCCUGAGCCACCCCGUGCGUCCUCGGGCUUGAACAGGCGAGGCGUGGGCGAUGGCCAGGUGAGGGGACACCCGAGAGGACACCUGUGAGACCCUCUCAUCGGACCUUGACACUGCCCCCGAUGGAUUCAAAGAAAUGGUGAGUUAAUUCGCUGUUGUCACGCGGCAGUGUCUUAGCGCGCAAACAUAUACAGUUUGUAUUUUCCGUAUUCUGCAGGUGUCACUGGUGUGAGUUAUAAUAGCGAAGUGAACACAAAGAUCCACUCCCUCGGACACCCUGGAAGGACAAUGCAACAUAUUCCUCCAAACUUCAGAGGGGCGCUAUGGGAGUCAAACCAUCCAUGUGUGCCUAACAUUAAAAGUAGGCCCACUCUGACCUCACUGCCCUUCUAUAACUUCCUGCUAUGGGUCCUCAUCGGAGUGUUGACGUUCCCUUGCUGUGUCCGGUGUUUGAUAUUCAAAGUGGGGGUCUUGGGGCCCUGGAACUGCGACCCUGUGUACUACAGGGCGCUGCCCGCCGCCGCCGCCCGGCUCGCUGUGAACAGAAUAAACGGAGACCUGAACCUGGACCUGGGCCUGAAACUUGACUUCAUCAUCCUCCAGGAGCCCUGCGAAACAUCCAAGGCUCUCACCGCCUUUAUUUACUACGAGCAGAUGGCGGACGCGUUUCUCGGCCCCACCAACCCGGGAUACUGCGUGGCGGCCUCCCUGCUGGCCAAGAACUGGGAUAAGGCCAUCUUCUCCUACGGAUGCCUCAGCUACGAGCUGGAACGCGCCACAGGAUACCCGACGUUUGCCAGGACGGUGCCGUUUCCAAUUGACGUGUUGUUCAUCGUGCUGAAGCACUUCAGGUGGGCCAGUGCUGUGGUGGUGUCGUCCAACGAGGAUAUCUGGGUGGACACUGCCAGCAGAGUGGCCGCCGCUCUGAGGAACAAGGGUCUUCCCAUCGGCCUGGUCACAUCUAUGGGUCUGAAUGAGACGGAGGUGGAGAGCACGCUGUGGAAGAUCCAGGAUGCAGGAGAGGUCAGAGUCAUAAUCAUGUGCAUGCACUCAGUCCUGGUUGGAGGUGAGCAGCAGGCUACUUUUCUCCUCAAAGCACAGAAAAUGGGCAUGACUUCUGGGAGGUACGUGUUUGUGCCCUUCGACACUCUCCUCUACAGUGUGCCCUACACCAACAUUUCCUACGUGCCUCUGCAAAACAACAGCAGCCUGAGGGAGGCCUACGACGCCGUGCUCACAGUCACCAUGGCCUCAGAGCCUCUGUCCUUCAACGAGGCGUUCGCUGCGGCCAAGAGGAGUGAGGAAGUGACAGUGGCCGUGCAGCCAGAGCAGGUAAACCCACUAUUUGGGACCAUCUAUAACAGCAUCUACAUCCUGGCCAAGUCCAUCCACAGCGCCCGGAGAGCAGGUAUGCAGCUGUCAGCCUCAAACCUGGCCUACUUCACCAGGAACACAACCUUCAGUGGUUUCAACCAGAGGGUCAAGUUGGACAAUACCGGGGAAGUCAAGACCAACUAUGUCGUCCUGGACACUGACAACAGCGGGAGUCAGCUGUAUCAGACGUAUGUGGUGGAUCUGACGAGCAGAGUGCUUCGUUUUGCAGGGAGGUCCAUUCACUUUCCAGGAGGAUCCCCUCCGUCGUCUGAUUCCAAGUGCUGGUUUGAAAAGAACGCCGUUUGCACAGGAGGUGUGGAGGUCACCUACAUCAUAGUGGUGUUGGCUGUUAUCUUGACUCUGGCUGUAGGAGGACUCGCCAUAAGUCUUUAUAUCAGGCGGCGACUCCAACAAAUCCAGCUGGUCAAAGGUCCCAAUCGGAUCUUGCUUACCUUAGAGGAUCUCACUUUUAUCAACCCCCAGCUUAGCAAAAAGAAAAUCACUUUAGAGGAUCUGAGCGAGUCAAAGAGCGCUCUGGAGGAGAAAUCUGCAGACUGCUCACACUCUGUGAACAGCAUGCAGACUGCAACUCAUGACUCCACCAAUGUAGCCGUGUAUGAGGGCGACUGGGUUUGGCUGAAGAAAUUUCAGGGGGGGCAGUUCAAAGAGGUGAAGCAGAGCACAACAAAGAUUUUCACAAAGAUGAAGGACCUGAGAAAUGAGAACGUCAACCCGUUCCUGGGCUUCUUUUCCCACUGCUCCAUGUUCGCGGUGGUGACGGAGCACUGCUCGCGGGGAAGUCUGCAGGACCUGCUGAAGAACGAGGACGUAAAACUAGACUGGAUGUUCAAGUCCUCGCUCUUGCUCGACCUCAUCAAGGGUAUGAAAUACCUUCACCACAGAGAAUUCCCCCACGGCAGACUAAAAUCUCGUAACUGCGUGGUGGACGGGCGUUUUGUCCUCAAGAUCACUGACCACGGCUUCAAUGAGAUGCUUGAAUCUCAGAAAGCUCCUCUAGAGGAACUUCCACCUGAAGAUCUAUUUUGGACAGCUCCAGAGUUCCUGAGGGACCUGGCAAGCUCACGUAAAGGGACCUCUAAGGGAGAUGUAUACAGCUUUUCUAUUAUCCUCCAAGAGGUGGUGGUCAGAGGGCUGCCAUACUGCAUGCUGGGUCUACCACCUGAGGAGAUCAUCCGCAAGGUGAAAAAGCCUCCUCCAAUGUGCCGCCCCACCGUGGCACCGGACCAGGCUCCACUGGAGUGUAUCCAGCUGAUGAAGCAGUGCUGGAGCGAGAUGCCCGACCGCAGACCAAACUUUGAAGAGAUCUUUGACAGGUUCAAGAUUAUCAACAAAGGCAAAAAGACCAACAUUAUCGACUCCAUGCUGAGGAUGCUGGAGCAGUACAGCUCCAACCUUGAGGACCUCAUUAGAGAGAGAACAGAAGAGCUGGAGGUGGAAAAGCAGCGGACAGAAAAACUGUUGUCUGAGAUGCUCCCGCCCUCUGUUGCCGAGGCUCUGAAGACCGGCGCCACAGUGGAACCAGAGUAUUUCGACCAGGUGACAAUCUACUUCAGCGACAUUGUAGGUUUCACCACCAUCUCGUCGCUUAGUGAUCCCAUCGAGGUGGUCGACCUCCUCAAUGACCUCUACACUCUGUUCGACGCUGUGCUCAGUAGCCACGAUGUCUACAAGGUGGAGACCAUUGGUGAUGCUUACAUGGUAGCAUCAGGUCUGCCAAAGAGAAACGGCAACAAGCACGCUGCUGAGAUCGCACACAUGUCUCUGAACAUCCUCAGCUCAGUGGGAACCUUCCGUAUGCGGCACAUGCCAGACGUGCCCGUCAGGAUACGAAUAGGAAUCCACUCAGGGUCCUGUGUUGCUGGAGUGGUAGGUCUGACCAUGCCUCGGUACUGCCUUUUUGGGGACACCGUCAACACUGCCUCUCGUAUGGAAUCCACUGGGCUGCCUUAUAGAAUCCAUGUGAACAUAAGCACGGUGAAGAUCCUCCACUCUCUUAAUGAAGGUUAUAAAAUAGAAGUCAGAGGCAAGACAGAGUUGAAGGGUAAAGGUAUUGAAGAGACAUACUGGCUUGUGGGGAAAACAAACUUUACAAAGCCUUUGCCAAACCCACCAGAGAUCAAACCAGGGGACAACUGGCAGGAGAUGGUGACAGAGGAGAUCAAGACACUUUUUCGCAAGGCCAACAGGCAGGUGGACAAAAAGAUCUGAGUGAGAGAAAGAAGCAAAACCCGGAGAGAAGAGGAGAGGAGGACACAUCCAGAGAGCUGGGCAGGGCGGGCAGGGGACAGAGGCCACCACCCAGCCUCUCACUCUGGCUUAAUGCAGACUUGUUUAAGAGGAU
Hippoglossus stenolepis (Pacific halibut) is the source of this 4136-nucleotide messenger RNA. RefSeq names its product guanylate cyclase 2F, retinal (gene gucy2f). Bases 689 to 4003 code for a protein of 1104 amino acids. Gene Ontology annotation, biological process: cGMP biosynthetic process; intracellular signal transduction; receptor guanylyl cyclase signaling pathway. Lineage: Eukaryota; Metazoa; Chordata; Actinopteri; Pleuronectiformes; Pleuronectidae. The transcript is spliced from 18 exons. The record is from RefSeq and is a predicted model, not a curated record. Gene Ontology annotation, molecular function: peptide receptor activity; guanylate cyclase activity; ATP binding.